UUGUUUAAUGCACCCCUCCUUUAUUUACUGCACCGCUCUUUUUUAAUUGCACUCCUGUUUUAUUUAGUUUUGCACUCCUCUUUUUUCUAUCUCGUGGCCACGACAUAGAUACGAGUUAUUAAGUCGUAGCCUCGAGUUAAUAAGUCGAGGCCACGAGAUAGAAAAAAGAGGAGGGUAGUUUAAAAAAAGAGGAGUGAAUGUCACCUCUAUGCCACCGUAGUUAUCUGUAUAGUUAACUCCCUUAGUUUAAAAUUUGCUUAUGUAAACAAGUUGAAAGUAUUGUUUAGAGCUAAACAUAAUCACAUAAAUAUGUUUUAAUUAAUUUUUAACAUGAAAUUUUCUCCCUAGAAUAUUACCGUAGGUAAAAUUUAUGUGACCUUUGCCCAUGCAGAUCUUUUAAAUGAAGUUGGACUGUCAGUGAACAGAUUCUUCUUCGUAGGUCUUGGCACCCCAAACACGUUGAUAUAUACCGGAUAUGGGGAAGAAGAAGCAUAUGGCAAAUAGCCUACAGGCUGUGCAGAGCAAUAGCAAGACAACUGAUUUAAAAACAAGUGUUGCCACAUCUGCUGACGUAUGGAUAAUAUGCAUACAUGGCCUGUUUGUGCAGUGCAUUUACAUUUACACCAUGUACCCUACUAUUCCUGGUGGAGAUUCAGGUGAACUUAUCACUGCUGCUCAUGAGCUUGGGGUGGCCCACCCCCCAGGUUACCCUGUGUUCACUCUGAUGGCCUGGCUAGCCAUCAAGCUGGUGCCACUGGGGUCUGUGGCCUGGCGGGUGAACCUGCUCAAUGCUGUAUUGGCUGCUGGAGCCUCACUGGUCUUCUCUAUCACCAUCUAUAGGUACACACGAUGUGUGGGCAGUGCUGUGUUAGGGUCCUCUCUGUGGUCAUUCUGCAAACUGACCUGGACCUGGUCAGUAUCGGCCGAAGUGUUUGGACUCAACAACCUGUGUGUGGCCUCUCUUCUCUACCUCAUGGUGGCUUUCAGGGAUGCAAAGGAUGAUGCAAAACUCAAGGUUGCAUAUAUUGGUGCUUUUGUGAGUGGUCUGUCGCUAUGUAACCAGCACACCAUUGUUGUCUAUGUAGCAGUGAUUGCAGUCUUGGUCCUUUGGGAACUAUGGAAUGCCAAGGUGCUCUCUGUCACAAAGCUAGUACAGUUGGGUAUGUGUUUCCUGUUGGGACUGGUUCCCUACAUUUACCUCCCCUUGUCCUCACUCUUUAGCAAGGCUCGCUGGUCGUGGGGGGACCAGUCUACACUGAAGGGAUUUAUGAGACAUCUGCUGCGUGCUGAGUAUGGGACCUUUGAUCUGGCCAAGGGACAGAAUGUUGAAAGCAGAAGCCUUGUGUUUUCAAACUUAAGAGGCUAUGUAGACCACUGCAUAUCUGAAUACACCGCAGUAUGUGUGGUUCUUGCAAUAGUUGGAAUUGGGGUAUCUAUUGUCAGGAGAUGCCGCUGCAUGUCCACAGUGCUUGCUAUGUGUCUGCUGUACCUGGUUAUGUUCUCUUGGCGGGCUAACCUCUCACUGUCUGAACAGCUCCACCUUGGAGUGGUUGAAAGGUUUUGGAUGCAGGCUGACAUGGUGUUUAUUCUGUUUGUAACAUUGGGUUUCUUCACGGUUUUGAGAUUCCUUAAAGAUAAAACUGAUACUGUCAGUAAAUACCGACUGGGUUUGGUGCUUGCAGUGAUGGCAUGCUCAAAACAGCUGCAGAGGAAUUUUGCAGACUGUAACCAUAGAAACAACACUGUUGUGUGGGAGUUUGGUUCCAGACUUUUUCACAACAUGCCCCAGAAUGCCCUUGUUCUCACUGUGGGUGACCUGCCAUCUAAUGUUCUCAGGUACAUAUACUGGUGUGAAAACGACAGGCCUGAUGUUCAAGUUCUAGAUCAAGAGCUGCUGUCAUACAGCUGGUUUGUCCCGAAGUUACGCCAUGCCUAUCCCAACAUCAAAUUUCCUGGACACCACAUGGAGACACAGAAUGGUCGCCUAAGCAACGGACAGUGGGUGUUCAACUUCAGGGCAUUCCUUAAUGCACAUUAUGAUAAGUACCCAAUUGUUGGCUGUAUUGGCAUGCAGACGAGAGAGACAUCCUGGACAGAAGAGUUCGACACGUUCCCCUUCGGCCCUUGUUCUUUAGUAGCGAGAAGGGGCCAGCCCCUACAUCUGGAGAGGUUCCUAGAUCUGGCCUUGAACAUGUCCCAUGGAUGGACUUACCCUUUCCAAGGGUUUGAUGGUCGAACAUGGGAACGUGUGGCUACAGAUGAGAUGUGGAGCGCCAAGACAAAUAUUCCACUGGAGCUGUACAAGAAAGCUGUUAAGUUGAAGGAGACGUCUCAGGAAUAUUCCGACCUUAUGAUCCGCUCAUACGAGCUAUACAAAGCUUCAGUGGAUGAUGUGCCAGUUGACGCGAUCCCGUAUUACUGGCACACGAACUACGCGCUGGCCUGUGAGCGUAUGAUGAGACUCAAACACGGCUACUCCAAGGCCCAGCUACUCAAAGACACCAUUUUCCAUUUUGAAAUGACAGUCGAAAAGAAACCAGACGAGAAAGAUGUGCCCAUAAUCAUCGAAUCGAUAAAGGAGCUUAAGAAAUAUGUUGGGGUUAUAAAAUGAUGAGAAUAGUGUAUGAUAUACAAUUUUUAUCGAAAGCCUAAAAUAAUUAUCAUUACUCACGAAGAAAGUACUUAUGUUACUGCAUCUCAUGCAGUAAUGCACAUGGAUGAUCUGGUUUUUUCCAUUUGAUUAAGAUCGUCAACACAGGUCAGCCCUUGUUUCUGUUCUUACCUUUGCUAUUAGAUCCUGUAUUAACCUUUGCAAUUUAUUAUUUGAAUUUUACCAUUUCUUUGAAAUGUGAAUGGAUUGCAGCUCUUUGUCUGUGAUAAUAUAUAUAUGAUCUGAAUUUUUGUGUAUAAUGACUUAUUUUGCUCAUUAUUCUAAGCAUGUCCAAAGUGAUUAUAUAUUACCAAAAAAAUGUCCUUUGACAUUCUUGUUUGCAUUUAAAAUCUGAUCAUGUAUUUUAUUUUCGUGUAUUAAACACAUAUGUAUGAAUUUUCUUUAAAAACAUGUUAUGGUGUUGUACUAAAGAAAAUCGUUUACCAAUAAGUAAUAUGUAGAAAUAAUCUUUUGUGUAAGAGGCUGUACACAAGCUGGUUAAAUUGGGAUAGAGAACUGUUAAAUCAAUACUGAAAUACACGGUACUUAGCAUUCUGAACUGUUCAGAAAUGUGUUUUGAGCUCACCUGAGCACGUGCUCAAUGGUGAGCUUUUGUGAUCACCUUUUGCCCGUCGUCCAUCCUUAACAUUUGCCUUGUUAACACUCUAGAGGCCAAAUUUAUUGUCCGAUCUUCAUGAAACUUCCAGAUUUGUCUCAAUUAUAUCUUGGACGAAUUUGAAAAUGGUUCCGGUUGGUUAAAAAAUAUGGCCGCCAGGGGGCGGGGCAUUUUUCCUUAAAUGGCUAUAGUAAAAUCUAUCAUAUUUAUAGUCCAAUCUUCAUUAAAUUUGGUCAGAACAUUUGUUCUAAUGAAAUCUUGGAUGAGUUUGAAACUGGUUUCAGUCUGAUGAAAAAUAAUGCAUUAAUGACUGGUAGAAUGUAAAUGUGACUACCCAUUAAUAUUGUCUUAUUAGAAUAACAGACGUAUAAUGGGAAUGUUCUGGUGGUCAAGCAGGCUAAGGAAAAUAUUUGUCCGGUGUAUGUCUUUGUCCACCAUGGAUGGAUUUUUAAAUAACAGAAGUGGUCAGCAUGAUGAGACGGAACUUUGAGUGCAAAACAAGGUGUGGCUCUUAUAAAACCUGUAAUGAUAAACUUAAGUUACUGUGAAAUAUUUGAAAUGCUAGGCUGCAGCCUAUACGAUCAGAUAAUUUCAGUAAUUAUUUUCAUAUAGAUCAUAGUAGUCUUUUUGUUGUGCACUCAAUUCUUUGUCGUAAUGUAAAUUGGUCAUGAUAGUUGAUUUGAUAAGACACUGUCCAGGUCUCUAGGUCCAAGGUCACAAUUCAAGGUCAUUAAGGUCAAAUAGAAUAUUACACAUUUGGUGUCCUUGUGUCUCGGGUAGCUAAAAUCCAUAACAAUAAUAAGGGGAUAGGUUUUAAAGCAUUCACAGAACUAUGGUCCAUCUGUUAACAGGGGUGAGAUUUAAGAACCCCCUCAGGAGAGGAAAAAUGUCCUACCCCCCUAACAGGUUUCAAUCAAACUCUUCAUUCAUACAUAAAACAAGCAAAGUUUAUAACUAUUUGUAAAAUAAGUUUGGCAUUUAAAGGGAGAAUCAGCUGAAAGGAGGAAAAAAUCACACCCCUGGUUAAAGAUAUUAAACUAUCAAGUUCACUAUAUAUCUAAAUUUGUUGAACAAACUAGGUGUAAGUUAGAUUGUAACUAUGUUUAUACACUUAACAAAAAGAUGCUCUACUGCUCCUAGCCUCUGACAACUGAACUAUGAUUGAGGAUACUAGGAUUCUAUACAUUCUGCUAAAUCCAUACAGCGCUUUGUCGGAGCAUGAAUUUGUUCAACAUGGAUGGAUUUUCAUAUAACUUGCCGUAAGGGUUAGGAAUGAUGAGACAAGAACCAAUUAAAGGUCAAAGUUCAAAAAAAGACAAUUUGUAUUUAACCCUUUGUCUUGAGCAUUACUUUGUCAAGCAUGGAUGGACUUUCAUAUCACUUGCCACUUAAGAAUAGCAUGGAUUGUCAGGCUCAGGAACUAGGUCUAAUGUCAAAAUUAAAGGUCAAAUUUAGGAACUUGGUCCUUGAAACUUUUUGCGGAGCAUGAUUUCCAUCAUGGAUUACUUUAAAAAAAACAUGACAGAAAUGAUUAAGUUUGAUGUGGCACAAAAAUCAGGUCCCAUGGUCAACAUUCAAAUUUGAAGGUCAAAUACCAUGAAGGUGACUGUUUUUCCACUUAAGUAGAAUAUGUAGUCCCAGAAAGUGUGUGUACUGAUAGUUGAAUGACCAUAAAUGAUAGGUGAUCUAAAAGUAAUUUUUGUUGCUACCAGUUUGAUGGCUUCUUGUCUUCAUUCCAGUAUAGAAUAUACAGUUGUCAUGCCCACAACUUGGUGGAUGUAGCUUUAAACUUAACAGCUGAAUAACUGAAUGUUUUGAUUAAAUAAUGGAAUAAUUGCAAUUGUGUAUUUAAUAUCAAUAAAAUGCUGUUGCAUGGGAGUAAAUCUUCUUUGACUGGUGGGUUUAUCAGUUCCCAAAAACCUGCAUUCAGGGGGAAUUUGUUUUCUGUGACACAAACAAGAACUACUGACAUAGUUAUCUACUUUAUAUCUAUACAAUUUUACAUUAAUUAAACAGUUUUGUACAAAAAUUAUACCACUAAAUAAUGACACAAACAUAGUUUACAGACACAUAAUUCAGCUAUAAUGUGACAAUAUUGACACAUUUAAACUACUAUAUGUGAAGUUUCGCAGACCUCAUUAAAAGUUUAAACAAGAAGUAUUCAAGAAGUGACCCAUAGUUACAUUUAAUAUAUGAAACAAUAAUGAAUGUUGGAAUGUUGUCUCCACCUAUCUACCCCAGUAACAUUACAUGCUAUUACAACCAUCCAUGUAUUAAACAAUUCAUGCAAAGAUAAACAUGCACUUGGUGUACCAGCAAAGAUAUUUAACACAUUGAACAUUCAUUUUAUUAAUUUUAAUGAGAGAGUACCUACAAUAAAGCAACCCAAGCAGUGGAUUACAAAAUGUAUACUAGUUGUCAAUAUACCUUAAAAAUACAGAAAUAAUUAAAUGGCAGUGUGCACAUUCAAGAAAAAACUUAUAUGUAUGAAUGACACACUUACCUUCAAUACUGAAUUAUCACUUAGAAGAGACUUUCUUGAAACAAAAAAUUCCAUAAAAGCUGAAAGUGUCUCUUGAUUAGUCUGCAGAAUGCACAGUCUAAUCUGGAACCACACUAAAGGUACAUGCAUUAAGCCUGGUUUUCCAAGGGUGCGACUAAAACAUCUUCCCAUCUAGGAAAGCAAUCUAUACAGCACAACAUUUUAAUAAAGGGGUAAAUACUUGUUAAAAAGUUUAUACAUGUAUUGCACAUUGACUAAAUUUAUCUUUUCAAACUGAAUAAUACAUGUGUCACCGUAUGACAAACAUGAUAGUUCAUGCUACUUGUAAAGUUUCACUAUUUUAGCUUCUGUCAAUUAUUAGUUAGUGUAUUCCAUAGAAAAAGGUUUCCGGUCAUUGUAGUUUUGUGUUCAAGUUUUUAUCAUUCUAAUGAACUGAGCAUCAAGAGUUGUUUUAACACUUUUGUCUGACUUGUUUCUCUGAU
Dreissena polymorpha is the source of this 6251-nucleotide messenger RNA. RefSeq names its product transmembrane protein 260-like. The transcript has 20 exons. The coding region runs from base 476 to 2611 and encodes 711 amino acids. The record is from RefSeq and is a predicted model, not a curated record. NCBI's taxonomy places the organism in Eukaryota, Metazoa, Mollusca, Bivalvia, Myida, Dreissenidae.